CUCUCUCCCAUUGCCGUCUCUCUCCGUGAACAGGUGGGCAAACACCGUAGACUCUCUCCCAUUGCCGUCUCUCUCCGUGAACAGGUGUGCAAACACCGUAGACUCUCUCCCAUUGCCGUCUCUCUCCGUGAACAGGUGUGCAAACACCGUAGACUCUCUCCCAUUGCCGUCUCUCUCCGUGCACGGGAAGUGGCAGCUGCAACAGAUGAGUAUAUACCGGAGGAGAGGGAGUGUUUGAAGACCUGCCACAGUCAAAGAAAACAAAGUGUGUCUGACAAUCUUUUGGUGAAACUCUGGGAGUGUGUUGUAGGAUUUCUCACACACAAACAGUCCUUCUCCCUCUCCACUUAACUAAAAGCCUCACCUUCACGUUGUGAAUCAGUGUCUCCCCAAAUUAAACCACUCAGCAUUUGGUACACUUCAAGGAGUGACGCUUUCAAAAGUUUCUUCCUUUAUG
Messenger RNA from Geodia barretti, 457 nucleotides. Lineage: Eukaryota; Metazoa; Porifera; Demospongiae; Tetractinellida; Geodiidae. The record is from the annotation of a GenBank genome assembly.